AUGACCCAGAAUGAGGAUGCUGAGCGACCGGACAGUAGCGGGCCCAACGAAAAAUCCAAUGGCGUGACCACAUCCGCUGCCGCGCAAGCGCCAAUCGAUAAUGAAGCCAGGCCGGAUGUAUUCUCCUCCACCGUCCAGGAGGUUCUUUUCGUCUCGGUGGCGACCAUGGCUAUUGCCAUGUCAUCUCUGCUCAACGGCGCCAUAACAGUCCUGACGUCGCAGGUCCAGAAUGACUUGGGCAUGACCACCGCCGAACUGACUUGGCUGGCCGGCUCCUCCUCCCUUGCCUCUGGUUCAUUCCUCUUGUUCUUCGGUCGAUUGGCUGAUCUUUUUGGCCGGAAGACACUCUUCAUCGGUAGCAUGGCUCUCUUCGCCGUGUUCGCUCUGGCUGCCGGUUUCUCCAGGACACCUCUUCAGAUCGACAUUCUCAACGGCGUUAUGGGGCUCAUGUCCGCUGCUGCUGUUCCCCCGGCCCAAGGCAUGCUCGGCAACAUAUACCAGCGGCCAUCGAAGCGGAAGAACAAGGUUUUCGCCUGCUUCAGUGCCGGCAACCCCAUGGGCUUCGUCUUCGGCAGCAUAUUAUCAGGCAUCGCUACGCAGCUGUUCAACUGGAGAGCCAGCUUCUUCUUACUAGCCAUCAUCUACGUUGUCAUCGUGGCCAUUGCGCUGUUCAGCGUCCCAGUUGACCACACGCAGAAGGAGACAAUGUCGGUACAGGUGAUCAAGAAGUUUGACGUCAUCGGCACCGUCUUGACCGUGGCAGGCAUCGGCUUGUUCUCUGGAGCAUUGAGUCUCGGCUCCGACGCCCCGCAAGGCUGGAAAACCCCUUACGUCCUCGUGCUCCUCAUCCUCGGGGCGCUCCUCAUCGUCGGCUUCGUCUUCUGGGAGCGAUGGUGUGCCUACCCCCUCGUCCCCAUGACCAUAUGGCGGGACCGCGACUUCUCGCUCGUCAUCACCGUCCUCCUCCUCGGCUUCCUCGCCUUCCCCAUCAUGGCGUUCUGGAUCGCGCUCUACAUGCAGAAAGUGCGGCACUACUCGGCGCUGCUCGUGGCGGUGCACAUGCUGCCCAUGGCCAUCGGCGGCAUCAUCGUCAACGUCGUCGCGGGGCUCAUCAUGCACCGCGUGUCCAACACGGUCCUCAUGGCCGUCGGCGCCACCGCGUACGUCGCGUCGUUCCUGCUCAUGGGCCUGCAGCACGCCGACUCGUCGUACUGGGCCUUCAUCUUCCCCGGCCUGCUGCUCGCCGUCGUCGGCGCCGACUUUGAGUUCUGCGUCGCCAACAUGUACGUCAUGUCCAGCCUGCCGCCGCACCAGCAGAGCAUCGCCGGCGGCAUCUUUCAGACCGUCACCAAGCUGUGCGUCACCAUCGGCAUGGGCAUCAGUACGGCUAUCUUUGAUGCGGUGGAGACGCGUGGGACGGCUACAAGCGGGUACUUUAAGGGUGAUGCCAUCGAGCCGUAUGCGGCGACGUUCUUGUACUGCGCGGGGAUUGCGGCCGUGGGGAUUCCGCUAUGUGCGUUCUUGAAGAUUGGGACUCAGGGGCAUACAGGUGGGGAGGAGAAGAGCUCAACGGCGAGCGAAACUGGAGUAGGUGGGGAUAGUCAUGAGGAUGAGAGGGUGAAUGCGAGUGCAGAGAGUGUGGUACGGGAAGAUUAUGAAGCGAGAGGAGACGGAGACAGGGAAAAGCAAAAGGAGGAUGUCUGA
Diplodia corticola is the source of this 1704-nucleotide messenger RNA. Its product is annotated as aminotriazole resistance protein. Gene Ontology annotation, molecular function: transmembrane transporter activity. Gene Ontology annotation, cellular component: membrane. Gene Ontology annotation, biological process: transmembrane transport. The coding region runs from base 1 to 1704 and encodes 567 amino acids. The transcript has 3 exons. NCBI's taxonomy places the organism in Eukaryota, Fungi, Ascomycota, Dothideomycetes, Botryosphaeriales, Botryosphaeriaceae. The record is from RefSeq and is a predicted model, not a curated record.